Messenger RNA from Anisakis simplex (herring worm), 540 nucleotides. Lineage: Eukaryota; Metazoa; Nematoda; Chromadorea; Rhabditida; Anisakidae. The record is from the annotation of a GenBank genome assembly.
AAGCAUGCGUGUGCAAGCUGUCAAUUUGCAAGUUUGCUGCUAAAUGUGUCAACAACAUGCUCAACGUUGCCUGGCUGUCAUCUAAGCUGGCAACACUGCGAAAUAGUUAGAAAUCUUCCAGAAGAUCAAUUUUAUGAGAACUUUAAUAAUCCACAUUUUAACUGGAUCGUUACGACAACUUUAGGAAUGCAACAGAAUUGUCAAAGAGAGGGAACGACUAAUUUGGCAGCAAUAGGGCCAGCCACCAGUAAAUGUGUGGAGUGUCUUCUGGUGUAUGAUUUGGUAAAAUUUUUCGACGAAACCGUGAUAGGCGUACAAACAGAACGUGCGGUCUUGAUGGCUGUAGCCGAGUUUUGCAACGGUUUGGGUGGCAGUUUGAUGAUGAGUUUUUGUAACGAUGCUCUUCAAAUCCUUGAUGCAGUCUUUCAAGGUCUUCGCGAUUCAAUGGGAGGUCUGUACGAGUUGUUCGGAACGAAUCUACUUGGAUGUCCUAGGUUGCCAGAAUUUAUGUGCAACUGCCUCGGUCAAAUGUGCUCUUAG